CACUUCGCCUGAAGCGGAUCUUUUACAACUUUUAAAAACAAAACUUUUAAACAAAAACUUUUGAAGUCGGCGUUUCAGUGUAUUCAUUUGUUUUAACGUUCGAAUUUCGAUUUUAGAAAUGGGCAUGAUAUCGCGAGUGCGUGGACGCAUACGGAGUGAUUCUUUCUCCAAGAUUCACACGCUUAAGUCCGAAGACAAAAUAGCUAAUAUCGUAUGGCUGCUGUCGCUGGUGCUGGUGCUGCCUUACUGGGCGCCGCGGGGGCUGCUAGUGGCGCUGGGCGGCGCCUGGCUGAUGGCCGCCUACACGUGCCUCGUCGUGCCCGUGCUCAUCUCCGCCAAUUACCGCUACCCGGCCCGGUGGUGGCCCGACGUUGUGAAGCUUGCGCAAAAGAUGUGGCGCAGGCUGGAGAGGCCAGUGUCGUGCGCACUGGGAGUGGUGCGCGCUGCGUAUGCGCCGGUCGACCGCGCGGAGAAGCUCUUCCUGCAGAUGAGCAACCUGUCGACAAUGAUUGGACAAUUGCUGAUGUUUACCGCGUGCGACCGGCUGUUCGUCUCGCAGGGCCGCCUGACCUGCCUCUACUCGCUCAUGUUCUACAACGUGGUCACCUACUCCGUGAGCUACGUGCGCGAGCUCUGCACCAAGGAGGACUGGUCGCCCUACGUCAACGUCACCCGCCACUCGCGCGUCAAGCAUCUCGCCAUGUCCGCCACCAAAAUUGUCCUCGAAUGGACUAAAGCGGUCACUUUCAUAGUUACUGUGACUUUUGUAUUGUUGGCCUUUGGACUGGAACAGGGCUUGGAGCAUUACAAACCGACAGCGUUGUAUACGCUCUUCACCGGUACUUAUUAUUUGCUAACGGAGCGGACGUUCCUUGAGCUCUGGCCUAUAGCUUUGACAGCUAUGAAGUUUGAGCGCCUAGAAGGUAUGGAGGCGCUGUAUUUAGGUGUGUGGGCGCGAGGUGUGACGACAGCGCUGGCGCUGCCGCUGGUGCCGGCGCUGGCGUGGUGUGAGCGCUGGCGGCUAGCGCUGCUGUUGUUGUAUGUGAAUGUGAUCGUUCACGGCAGGCACAGGCUCGGUGAAGCGUUAGAGAAGCUGAAUGUAGCGUGCGGCUCGCUCGCUAGAUUCCGACGAGCGACAGCAGCGGAGCUCUCCAUGCUAGAGGACGUGUGCGCCGUGUGUCUAGGCGUGAUGCGUUCGGCGCGCGUGACGCCGUGCGCACACUUCUUCCACGCAGACUGCCUCAGGAGAUGCCUCGCAGCCUCCGACCGGUGUCCCAUAUGCGUCAGGCCGUACAUAUUCUGCUGAUUGCUGGACACCACAUUCGCCGGACAAGACUGUUGAGAUUACGAAAGCCUCGAGAGUCGAGAUCGAGAUCGAGAACGAGAUCCACGGGAAGACUGGAUUCAAUGUUUAUUUGCUUGGAGACUUUCGUGCAUGAUUUCUGUUCAUGCGCAAUUUGCAACCACCAUUUGUAUGAUUUAGGUUUAUUUAAUAUAUUCGUAUUUACUCUUUACCUCUUUAGGGUCUAAUUUAGAUCGCUGUAUUCUAAAAAAACCGGCCAAGUGCGAGUCGGACUCGCGUUCCAAGGGUUCCGUAUAUUACACAAUUUAAACAAUGUAUUUUUUUGUAAAACGUGAGUGAAAUGUCUUUAAACACCCGUAGGGGUCGAAUCAAAAACUAAGUAAUUAAGUCCGACUCACGCUGCAAUUUCUAAUAGGUUUUCCUGUAAUCUACAGGUAAAUAUCUAUUUAGUGUAUUUUUUUUCAAAAUUUUAGACCCAGUAGUUUCGGAGAUAAAGGGGGAAUGGUCAUUUUUUGCCUAUUUUCUUGAAUAACUUCUCAGCUGUUAAUCCUAAAAUUAUUUAAAAAAUAUAUUUGAGAUCCUCAUAAUGAGCUCUUUCAUUUGAUAUUUAACACGAUAUAGUUUGAAAAACUAUUUUUUAAAAUUUUCUCAUUCACCCCCAAAAGUGGCCCCUAUGUUUAAAAUUAAUUUGUUUACGUUACAUGUCCGUCUUUGGGUCACAAACUUACAUAUGUGUACCAAAUUUCAACUUAAUUGGUCCAGUAGUUUCGGAGAAAAUAGGCUGUGACAGACGGACAGACAGACAGACGCACGAGUGAUCCUAUAAAUAAGGGUUCCGUUUUUUCCUUUAGAGGUACGGAACCCUAAAAACUAUUUUAAACACUUAACAAGUUAAUUAUUGAUAAUUAAAGUCAUUUCUAAAAAAAUAUAAUUCAAUACGAUAAAAAUACGUAAAAAAACAAAAAUUACAGCAUUAAAUUCUUAUAUGUUUAUUAAAAAAUAAUGACCAACUAAAACGCUUCACUGUUGAUAAACAGUGUCUUUCGUUUAUCAUGUAAAAUGCUCGUAGCAGAAAGGUCAGUGCAGUGCAGCAGUGGCAGUACAGUAUGAAAUGCCUUCAUGUAACUACAAUUUUGUUAUAAACACAGCUUAUAUGAUUGCGUAGGUGUUGCAUAUGGCCCUUCGAACCGGAUUUCAGUAAUUAUAUUUUUACUAAAAAUAUACCUAGUACAUACUAUACAUGUCAUGUAACAUGUAACCCAAACUUCAGUUAAAAGGUAUUCGCCCCUAGUUUUACUGUAUCUCAACAUAUCGACAAUAUAUUAUCUUUAAGAGGCCGGUGUCGAUUUUAGUCGCAAAAAUGUAAAAUUGAUAGAUUUAGUCGGUGAAAUUGUACACCUUUUGAUACCUAAUUGAAAUAACAAGUACUGGUUUCUAUUAGCACGUCUUCUUAUCCUACCUUUUAUCAGAUCAAUUUUUUGAAAACAGACUCACUAAAUUAGUAAUGUUUGCUUUUCUGAUGGACGUUUAGGUAAACGCGCGUAAAGCAUUGAUUUUGUUCGUCUUAUUUGUAAAUUUCGUAAAGUUUGGACUGCUAAACAUGGUAAUUUUGUAUUACACAUAUUCUGUACUUGACGUUUAUCAGACUACAUUUUUAUUAUUAUGACUUUGAAGUAGUGUAAAUGAAAGUUAGACGAAAUCAAUUUUCUCCAGAAAUUACUUCAAAACAAGUGACAAUAUCUCUGAAAAUCCACUUAAUUUCAACGUAAUUUUGAUACUUAAAUAAUCUACAACAUCUGCUGAAACUAUUUUUAUAUAUCAAUUUGUAUAAUUUACCACCAUAAUUUUUUUAUGAAUUUUUAAAAACUGCCUCUUCUUUUCAUAUUUUACCGGUGACGCACGCUCGCGACCUCAUUAUUAAAAGGCAAGAUGAGAAGACGUGGUAAUAGAAACCAAUACUUGUUAUUUAGAUAUUACGUAACAAAACGUGUAUAAUUUCAACGACUAAAUCUAUUAAUUUUACUUUUUUGCUCCAAAAUCGACUACGGCCUCUUAAAAACUGUUGUAGUAUAUUUAUUAUGCCUAGUUACCACGAUAUAUCUACUUCAUUAAACUUUGUUCAUUAAAUUGUCCGUCUUACAGGUAUACAUCUACCAUAAGAUAUCAGUUUUGUUUAUCUUGUGUUUACUCUAUGUGAAAAUAUUACAAGGAUCAUCAUAAUAUUAAUAUGAUGGUUGCGUUUUAGACAUCGUACGACAAGUGACGCGAUGAGUCGCGAUGCGAGAUUAUUUACAGCGGAAAGUUGUACCUAAAAACGCGACCUAUAGAACUACCAUAUAUACCAGAAUGUAUUUUAUAUUUAGUUACAUAUAUAUGUUAUUGUAAUUUUCACACGCCUGCGGUAACUACAUUACCUACCUACCAAAAUUUUAAUGGGUCCAAUCCAACGUAAGCGCUUUGUACUUAUACUAAUAAUUUUGUAAUAAAGCAAAUUUUAAACA
Molecule: messenger RNA, 3804 nt
Organism: Cydia strobilella
Lineage: Eukaryota; Metazoa; Arthropoda; Insecta; Lepidoptera; Tortricidae
Exons: 4
Coding region: 119-1306 (395 amino acids)
Source: RefSeq, a predicted model, not a curated record